This is a messenger RNA of Histoplasma capsulatum G186AR, 1275 nucleotides long. Its product is annotated as ARP2/3 complex subunit. The record is from RefSeq and is a predicted model, not a curated record. Gene Ontology annotation, biological process: Arp2/3 complex-mediated actin nucleation; actin filament polymerization. The transcript is spliced from 6 exons. Gene Ontology annotation, cellular component: Arp2/3 protein complex; actin cytoskeleton. Gene Ontology annotation, molecular function: structural constituent of cytoskeleton; actin filament binding. Bases 82 to 1038 code for a protein of 318 amino acids. NCBI's taxonomy places the organism in Eukaryota, Fungi, Ascomycota, Eurotiomycetes, Onygenales, Ajellomycetaceae.
GGACUAUACAUAUAUAUACCUCUGUUCACUCCAACGACUGUAGUUGAUUGCGCAGAUUGUCAUGAUCCCCAACCUGUCAUCAUGCUUCUCUUAGAUUACCAAAAUGUUCUUAUCCAAUCUCUCCUGACAGAGCGAUUCUCCGGAGCGCCUCCCGUAUCUAUUGACCAAAUUGUUUCUGAUUUCGACGGUGUCACAUUCCAUAUUUCCACCCCCGAAGCUAAAUCCAAAAUCCUCAUCUCCAUCUCCCUCAAAUGUUUCCGCGAGCUAGUGCAGUACGGAGCACAGAGUGUCCUCGAACGGGAAUAUGGACCAUUCAUUGUCUCCCCAGAGCCUGGAUACGAUUUUUCAAUUGUAGUUGAUCUGGAGAAUCUCCCUGCGGAACCAGCGGGUAGGGAAGACUUGGUUAAUCGUAUUGCGCUCAUGAGGCGGAAUGUGAUGGCCGCGCCAUUUGAAAAGGCAUUCGAUGAAUUUGCCGAACUACAGGAGGAGGCGGCGAGAUACACUUCUGAAUCAGCGCCCCAGGGUGUGGCGGAAGGAGGUGAGGUUAUGGCAAUCCAUUAUCGGGAACAGGAAGCAAUAUACAUCAAGGCCAGCCACGACCGGGUGACCGUGAUCUUCAGCACUAUUUUCAGAGAUGAGACGGACAGGAUAUUCGGCAAAGUGUUUCUGCAAGAAUUCGUUGACGCAAGAAGACGGGCGAUCCAAAAUGCUCCACAAGUACUUUUCCGUCAUGAUCCCCCGCUUGAACUUCAAGGCAUUCCGGGGGUUAAGGCUUCCGGAGACGGCGAUGUCGGUUACAUUACUUUCGUUCUCUUCCCUCGCCAUCUUACACCCCAACGACGUGGAGAGAAUAUCUCCCACAUCCAGAUCUUCCGUGACUAUUUCCACUACCAUAUCAAAGCUUCCAAGGCAUAUAUCCACUCGAGAAUGCGGAGACGAACAGCGGACUUCCUACAGGUUCUCAAUCGUGCCCGACCGGAGAAUGAGGAACGGGAGAGAAAGACUGCAAGCGGCAGGACAUUCCGUGUUCAAGGUUGAGAAGUUGUGGAGGAAUAACGACUGCGCCCAUUUUUAUGGAUCCCUCUUAGAUGUUUUCAGAAGUUCCUGUGCUAUUCGCACUUUUAUGUCACUUUAUUUACCGCGCCGCGCUUAUCUGUGCAUGUUCGUCAUUACGCAUCAAGAUGAAACCCUCCUCAAGGUCUACAAAUGCAUCCUCCAGGCUUGCUGGGUACUGAUAGCGCCAACGCUGCCCCGUAUUGAUAAAUCGUUUCGCUU